Molecule: messenger RNA, 873 nt
Organism: Brachypodium distachyon (stiff brome)
Lineage: Eukaryota; Viridiplantae; Streptophyta; Magnoliopsida; Poales; Poaceae
Exons: 1
Coding region: 90-623 (177 amino acids)
Source: RefSeq, a predicted model, not a curated record
CCAAUCCACUCCGGGAGCACGCGCCCGGCUCAAAACAACCACUCGUUGGUUUCCCACCAAGCGCGCGGUGCCACAUCUGAUCUGCUGCCAUGGACGCGGCCGUCUCCCUGCACCACGGGGCGCCGCUCCCCUCCUUCCCGCCGCCGCCACCUCACCACCACCGCGCGCUCCACCUCAGGCACCCGCCUCCCUCCUCCAUCUCCGCCCGCCUAACCGCCACAGCCGCGCCCCGGCCCAGGGCACCCGCUCGCUCGUCAUCAUCCUCCGCUGCUCCGGCGUCCCUCCCGGCGCAGUUCAGCAGCAGAAGCAGCAGCACCCGCGCCGCCACGGGAUAUGCGGCCGCGCUGGCCGACGCGUCCAUCCGCGCCGGCACGCUGCUCGGCGCUUCCCGCCACGCGCGCGCCCUCCUCCUCCAAGCACCUCGCGGUCGCGGUCGCGGGCGGCAUGAUCCGGAGGAGGAGGUGUUCGACGCGAGGGUGGGGGCGCUGGUGCGGAUGCUGGUUCGGAAGGGCAAGGCCGGCUUGGUCGCCGAGGUCAUGGCCGAGUUCGCCGCCAUCUGCGACCACCUGCUCGUCCUGCGCCCUUCCUCCUCCAGCGGCCCCGCCCGCGCCCGCGCCUACUAGUACUGGUGCCUGCCUACCUGCUGCCUGCACGUAUUUCUCCUAUUCCUAUGCUUCGUUACGAGUUGUAUAUAUGAAUCCUGGCUCGCUCGAUGGCUUACGGUUUCCAGCUUAAGGGCCUCUUUGGAUUUGGAUUGAAGGAAUUUUGUAGAUAUUUUUUUUAGUAAACACGAUACUCCAGAUCCUCAUUCACCGGUGUAUGGGCAGAACGUGCUCGGAUGUCAUGAAGCAAAUACCAAGAGAGAGAUUAUCA